AAGGCGGCUCUUUUGGCAUGAAUAACUCGUUGGACUAUGGAUAUGGUUAUUUUCCUCAAGAGCCCUUAAAUUAUAACAUGCCAUAUAAUGCAAGUUAUAAUAAUGAUCCUAACUUCAACACAAGCUUUCCGCAAAGUUCUAGCUUUGAGGAGGCAUACACUGAGAGUCAACCUCCAAUGUUCAGCAGGGGAUAUUCUGCACCGCAUCAACCACCUGAACAAACUCCGCGAAGAGUGGAAACAAAUAUUUCGCCGAAGAGUUCGUUAUCGUCCGGUUUAGCAAGCGCCUUUGGAGAUUUGACUAAACUUGUAAAAAAUGACGAUGACGCAUCUGUUGCUCUUCAAGUUUCAAAUGCAUUGACUCAAGCAUUGCUGCAAUACAGAAUGGAUGAUAUUAAUAGGCUGGAAUCGGACUAAAGAUAGCAUGCAGAUACAGAUGUUUGUGGCAUGUAGUGGAAACGCACAUUUGACAUUUCUCUGGACAUUGUAAACCGAAGAAAGAUUUGUUGCUAUUUUUAGUUAUUUAAAGAUACAUUCACAAACAAGCGCUAACUUUGUUGUUUAGAGUUUAAACAUAUAUUAAAUGAUAUAUGUGAAGAUUGUAAGUCAUAAUGGAAAUAAUAUG
This is a messenger RNA of Dendronephthya gigantea, 624 nucleotides long. RefSeq lists its product as uncharacterized. Lineage: Eukaryota; Metazoa; Cnidaria; Anthozoa; Malacalcyonacea; Nephtheidae. The transcript has 5 exons. The record is from RefSeq and is a predicted model, not a curated record. The coding region runs from base 18 to 416 and encodes 132 amino acids.